This is a messenger RNA of Durusdinium trenchii, 837 nucleotides long. Lineage: Eukaryota; Dinophyceae; Suessiales; Symbiodiniaceae. The record is from the annotation of a GenBank genome assembly.
AUGGACAUUGCACUGGCCAUUAAUUUGGCACGGAGAAAGGACCGGUGGCGGAAUGUGGUCAGCAUCGCCAAGGAGCUUGGAGUGGAUUUGCACAGAGUGCGUGGCGUUGAUGGGAAGAUGUUGGAGUCUCAGAAUGGGCACAUCAGGGUCCACAAAUCCCUGGUGAGGCUGAGCUGGACAGAUUCCAAGUCCAAGCAAAGAUGCGUCGGGCACAUCAAGCUGUCGAAGAAGCUGCGAGCCAUGGUCCGGAAGGGCAGUGUUAGCCCAUGGAGCUGCUACGGGUGCAAUAGAUCGCACUCCAUUGCGCUACACAAGGCGCGAAAGCUGCUUGAUGAUGGCAAAGCGAAGAACGUGCUCAUCCUGGAAGAUGACGCUGAGCUUCUUGCAGGCGGUCUUUCGAGGAUCCGAAAGGCCAUUGCCCGCUUGGGUCGAGAGCACCCUGGCUGGCGAAUGCUGGUCCUCGGUGGCGUUGCCCAGGAUUUGUGGGCCAAACAGACUUGUCACGAGGAAGCGUUUGAUGGGGUUCACUAUGCCGAGCGAGUGUACCAGUCACACGCGUAUGUCGUCAGAGAUGUGGAAGCUGUCGACUACAUCUUGGAAGGCCUCGACGACAAGCACUUGGUGGCUGACGGCGCCACGGCACGGGCACAGGCCCACUUCUGCUGGGAGACCUUUUUCUUGAAGCCUGCAGCGGUGACGCAAGGACACUUUGGUUCAGAUAUUCUGGCAGACCAGAGUGGCGGGCAGAAGGGCUGGCUGUCGGCGUGGGCCACGGACUCUCAACCACGGAAAAAGGCGAUGAAGGCCAUGAAAGCCAUGAAGGUGAAGAAGACGAAG